Nomia melanderi (Alkali bee) is the source of this 1717-nucleotide messenger RNA. RefSeq names its product phosducin-like protein 1. NCBI's taxonomy places the organism in Eukaryota, Metazoa, Arthropoda, Insecta, Hymenoptera, Halictidae. The record is from RefSeq and is a predicted model, not a curated record. Gene Ontology annotation, biological process: regulation of G protein-coupled receptor signaling pathway.
GAUGUGACAAAAAUUUAGAUUGAAUUUCCCAUCUAUUCUAUCCUUCGUUGAUGGUAUCGCUGUGACAGUGAAACAUAAAUAAUACUGUUUUGUGAAACAUUAUUCUGUAAUUAUAUGUACUGUGUGCUUAUAUGAAUUCGAAGUUGACACACAAUGUUUAAAGAAUGUAGAACAGUAUUCAUAACAUUGCAAUUUUAGGACUGUUAAUAGAUUUAUGCACAACAGCAUACGAUUUUACAGAGUACAGGGAUUCAUUACAUACAGUAGUUGUAAACAAUACGACCAAACAUGUCAACUUUAGAAGAUAAGAUUCUGGGAGAAAAGUUGCAAUAUUAUUGUAGUUCCAGUGAAGAUGAAGGAAAUGAUUCGAGUGAUUCCGAGAAAGAAUCAGAUAAUGAAAAGUAUCACCCAACAAUCACAGAGUCUGUGGAACCAUCAUUCUCAGAAUGGGAUGGAACUUCUAGUAAUACAGGACCAAAGGGUGUUUUAAAAGAUUGGCAACGAUAUAAACAAUUAGAAGCUGAAAAGAGACAAGAACAAGAGAAAGAAAGACUGCAAUUAAUGAAGAAACUAAGUUUGACUUGCCGGAGUUCUUUAGAUGAAGAUAAGGAAAAGGUUCUGCAGAAUGAUCCUGAUCUUGCUGAAUUAUUAGCUGAUGAAUUUCUUUUGGAAUAUCAGAGACAAAGAAUGAGAGAGAUGCUUGCACAAGCAGAGAAGCUUCGUUUUGGUAGAGUUAUUAAUUUAGAAACAGCAGAUCAAUUUCUAGAAGCAGUUGAUGGUGAAAACAAGUCUGUAACUGUUGUUUUGCAUAUUUAUGAAAAUAAUGUCUCAGGCUGUGAAGCUAUGAAUGGAUGUUUAAUAUCUGUUGCGGAAGAUUAUCCUUUUGUAAAGUUUUGUAAAAUAUUAGGAUCUGCAGCUGGUCUUAGUAAACAUUUUAAAAGAGAGGGUGUCCCAGCUUUGUUAGUUUAUAAAGCAGGUCAGGUAAUAGGAAAUUUUAUUCAUGUAACAGACUACUUAGGAGAAGAUUUUUAUGCAUCCGAUGUUGAAACCUUUUUAAUAGAACAUGGCAUGCUGACUGACAAAAACUGUGUACCUGCCAUUAUCUCAAAAAACGAGGAUACAUUAUCAGAUAGUGAAUAAAUAAAAUGGAUAAAUCUUUUCUAUAAUUUUUACUAUUAUCUUCCUAGUACAUUUUAUAUUAAUUCAUUAUACAAAGUAUUAAUACACUCAUUUAUCAUAUUUCUUAUAUCUAUCAGUAUUCGAUAACAACAAUAAAUAAUGAUAUACUUUAAAAUAAUAUAAUUUUGUUCCUAAAAAAGAAUUAACUUUAUAAUCAAACAAAGAAUAUAAGCUUAUAAUUUUUCUAAUAUUUGUCUCUUCUUCUCAAUAGCUUUACAGAACUGUAAGUAAGUUUUUAAAAUAUUACUAUAUUCUGUAUUUUGCAAAUUUUCAUAUUGUUUCUUUAAAUUUUCCUUUUCCUCGAUCUUAUUCAUUGUUGCAAAUAAUUUUUCAUCUAUGAUUGCAUUUAAUAUUUUGUAAGCAUCAAUAGUCUCUGGAAUCUCCUUAUACAUUCUCAUGAUGCAGGAUAAUUUUGUAAUUUUUGCUUGUACUUCUGCAACUUCAGCUUGUAGCAACAUGUAUUCUGCUUUUUCGAAAUAAAUACGAUUGACAUCUUUAUACUUAAGACUGUUCCAAUUAUUAAAUAGAAUUCGACAUU